GUCAAUUUCUUUCUGCCAUUGUAAAAUGGGCCCAGGCAGAGGGUGCUGAUUAAAAUUUAGCUUUUUAUCUUUAUUUUAUUAAGAUUUCUUCAAAUAUCAGUUCAAAAUGAGCGUUUUUAAAUCAGCCAUGGGCUACUUUAGUUCUAGUGGUGCCAAUGGUGGCAGUGAUAAUGAUUUUGUUGGUCAGUUUGUGGAAAUCGGAAACAUGAAAUUGAGAGUGAAAAAGGUGAUAGCAGAGGGUGGUUUUGCAUUUGUAUUUGUUGCUCAAGACGUGUCCUCUGGAACAGAGUACGCCCUUAAAAGGCUAAUGGCAGCUGACGAGCAAGCUAACAAGAAUAUAAUUCAAGAGAUUAGCAUAUUAAAGAAGUUGUCUGGUCACCCUAAUAUAAUUAAAUAUAUAGCUGCUUCCUUUAUUGAUAAAGCUAAGACUGCCCAUGGAAUGGGAGAAUAUUUGUUGUUAACGGACCUCUGCACGGGAGGUAGUCUUAUGGAGGCGUUGCAGAAUAGAGGCCAGGCUUUCCCUCUGCAGACUAUACUAAGGGUGUUCUACCAAAUGUGCCGGGCUGUGCAACAUAUGCACGCUCAAGUGCCUCCGAUAGCCCAUCGUGAUCUCAAACUAGAAAAUUUCUUAAUAUCCAAUGAAGGUACAAUCAAACUAUGCGACUUCGGGUCAGCCACAACCGACAUCUACUCCCCGAAUCCCUCGUGGAGCGCUAAUCAAAGGAACAUGUUAGAGGAGAAUUUGGCGCAAUUCACAACACCAAUGUACCGCGCGCCAGAGCUCCUAGACACGUGGGACAACCGCAAGAUCGAUCACGCUGUUGACGUGUGGGCGUUGGGCUGCGUAUUAUAUACUCUGUGCUUCAUGCAACAUCCGUUUGAAGACUCGGCCAAGCUGGCCAUUCUCAACGGGAACUACAACCUGAAUCCGAAUGAUCAGAAAAAUAAAUGCUUCCACGAGAUUAUACAUGGCUGCCUAACAGUGAACCCCGAGGAGCGGCUGACGAUAAACAGCGUGCUGGAGCGACUGGCGGCCAUUGCGGAGUCCAACAAUGUCAACCUCAAGCAACCACUCAAAUUUGAGCGUAAAAAAGUUGAACAAUCCGUGGCCACUAGCUCGCCAGCUGUCAAAGAUCCGGCGCCGAUCAGCCAAGAGGUGCCCAACUCUCGGCCGCCCGAGCCCGCGAGGCCCCCCCCGCCGUCGCGCCCCCCUCCCGCGGCGCCCCACGUCCCGCAACACCCCCCCUCGGCCCAUGCGAACUCUGGUGGCCUUUUCUCGUCCAUCAAAGGGGGUGCUGGCAGCUUCCUUAGGAAUUUGAAGGAUACUUCGUCGAAAGUUAUGCAGACUGUGCAACAGUCGAUAGCUAGAACAGAUUUGGACAUAAGUUACAUAACAAGCCGUAUCAUCGUGAUGCCUUACCCCUCGGAAGGACUGGAGAGCGCAUAUAAAACUAAUCAUAUCGAUGAUGUUAGGGGUUUCUUAGAAAGUCGUCACCCAGGUGGCAAAUACUGCGUGUACAACUUGUGUCGCGGGUCGCGCACGCUGCUGGGCAAACCCGGCGCGGGCGCGGACGCGGGGCGCGCGCUGUGGCCCACCGCUGGGCUCCGGGCGCCGCUGCUGGCGCCGCUUUAUUCCUUGCUACAGAAUUUGUAUCUAUAUCUCGGGAAGGAUGAUAGAAGCGCCCUUGUUUUGACCUGUCAGGACGGCAAAUCAAUGUCCUGCGUGGUGCUAUGCGGGCUGCUUCUGUACGCCAAACUGGUCACCGUUCCAGAGGACGCUCUACAGAUAUUCGCGGUCAAGCGGUCACCCAUCCACAUUGCGCCCAGUCAGCUGCGAUACCUCUAUUAUCUUAGUAAUAUUGUCAGGCCCGAACCAGUCCUGCCGCACUUUAGACCGGUGACGCUGGUUUCUCUCACCAUACAACCGGUACCACUUUUCACCAAAGCGAGGGACGGAUGCCGGCCGUACAUAGAGAUAUACAAUGAAGAUAGAUUGUUGCUGUCCACGCUGCAGGACUAUGAUCGACUGCAUGUCUACUCAAUGGCAGAGGGGAAAGUAACUCUGCCUUUGGACACGACUGUAACCGGCGAUGUAACGGUGACCGCUUACCACGCUCGCCAGCAACUCGGCCGAGUGCACUCGGUGCCGAUGCUGUCUGUCGCCUUCCACACUGGAUUCCUGUCUUACACGCAGCACGCUAUAAAAUUUAACAGGUCCGAAAUCGACGGCAUAGACGAAACGACACCAGUCAACGAUCAUUUCUCAAACAACACCAACGUUGUAAUAAGUCUAGUGGUCCAAAAUGGAGAACGGAGAAAACCGAGAAGCGACCUGUGGGAAGAAGACCACUCGUUCCCGAUUAGGACGCCCGAUGUGCUGUUCUCGACUACGUUGGAGAGAGACGAGACUAUCGAUAAUUUCGCAAAUCUCCACGGGAAAGGAGCUGCUCCUACAAUGACACAAGAUUAUCCGCCAAAAGAGCCAGAGAAACUCGCCCCCGCUCCCUCGCGUCCUCCCCCUCCGCGCCCACAGGCCGCCCCCUCCCCCGCACACCAACCCCUCCCACCCGCCGCGCCUGCAUCAGAUACCGCGGACUUCCUUAACUUGAGUACUGGCGCGGUGGCGCCUCCAGCGGAGUCGAAGAAGAAACUGACAAGUGACGAUUCGUUCGACUUCUUCGGCAUGAUGGAAAAGACUGAUGACAGUUUUGGAGACUUCCUCAGUUCUAAGAAGGAGGAACCACAGCCAUUCUCAUCAGAGUCUAUAUUCGGUGCUCCGGGCGGCGCGGGUGAACCCGUGGAGCGGCCGCUAGCUAGCGACUUCGACCCGUUCGGUCUCAACGACCCGCUGCCGAAGCAGGAGCCUCUGUUGACACCACGACCUGUGCAGGAAGAAGUUCGAUCGCAAAGCGUGCCACCCGACUCGACCAAAAAGGAUCCGUUUGCGGACCUCGGUCUCCUGGGGUCGCUACCGACAACGCGCAGCGGCGCCGCGUCGCCCGCGCACACGCCUCUAGCUAACGCGAGGUCGCCCGCGCAUCAACCAGACUACAGCCGCAGUCACUUCGAGCCCGCGAAGUCUCCCGCGGACGAGAAGCCCAAGAAGCCGGCGGACGUGUUUGGCGAGCUGCUGGGCAGCCAGGGAUAUGACUUCGCCCGGAGGGAGGCGGGACCCAAGACCAUGAACGCUAUGAGGAAGGAGGAGAUGGCCAGGGAUAUGGACCCUGAGAAGCUGAAGAUACACGAAUGGACGGAGGGCAAGAAAGCCAACAUCCGUGCACUGCUCUGUUCUCUGCACACCGUGGUGUGGGAGGACUGUCGCUGGCACAAGGUGGACAUGUCCCAGCUGGUGUCCCCCGCGGACGUCAAGCGGAACUACCGCAAGGCGUGUCUUGCCGUCCAUCCUGAUAAGCAAAUGGGCACCGCUAACGAAAAUAUAGCUAAAAUGAUCUUCAUGGAGCUAAACAACGCGUGGAGCGACUUCGAGAACGACACUAAACAGCAAAACUUAUUCCAAUCCUAAGAUACGCGUCGACAACACUAAUCGAUUUAGACUUUUUAAAAGUUACGUGUCACUGCAGUUAUACACGCGAUGAAGCAUUUCUCACAGUCAUUAUCAUUUUAAUUGCGUUUUCAAGAUAUUUUGUAUAGCUCAGUGCUAUGUGGAAGAAUCCAUCAUUCUUACGUUGCCAGCCCCUUCGAUUCUGUUCAAAUUAUUUGUUUUAAUAUUAACACUAAAUUGCAUGUAUAAUGUAUAUAUAGGCAGUCUGCAGUUAAGCAGUAUUGAGAACCUUAGUUGACUGUCAGAUUUAUCGUAGGCUCACAUGUUUUAAGCCAUGCUUCUAUGCCCUGUGUUUCUUUCAUCCGAGUACAUUCAACAUCUCAUCAACCUACAAAAUCAUUGCAAAAUUACCCCUAUCACCGUGGAUUAGAGUUCUAACGGCUCGAUAGAAAUAUAUCUAUUUUUAAGAAAUGUAAUAGAUUACAUUGUCAUUCGCACAGUACCAGUUAAAAAACGCUUAAUACAUGUUUCUUUAACAUUAUUAUAUCUCAUUCUAGUUCUAUCGAAUUAGGUUUAGCGAUUUCGUUUAUAAGCACAAUUAUGCAUCUACAAUUUUGUUACGGUAAUACUUAAAUAUAAUUUUAUCUUAUGUUUUAGGUUAUAUUUUUUAUUAAAGUGAUAAAUAAAAUGAAGCUCUAGAAUAUUAUACACUGGAUGAAUAAAGAGUAAAAUACUAGUUAGUAAAAAAUAAUUCACAAAUUAAUACUGUUCAAAUGAGCUAAAACUUAGUCAAAUUUGAUGUCACCUUCUAAAAUAUCUAGAAAGAAAAUGUUAAUCGGAAAAUAUGGGUAUAGAGUAAAGUUCCGCACCACGAAAAACAGGUGAAUUUAUAGUCAAAAGUUUCAUACAUAUGUAGGAUAUUUUCAAUGUUAACGCUUCUGAUACAUAUAUAUAACAUAGUGGUGUAUAUUGAAGUGUAUAUUCAGAGUCGUAGUAUAUUCGGUUUUCGCGGAAGUCCUAAACGUUUUGCUGAAUUGUAAAUAUUCAUUUGACACAUUUUUUUUUUAAACUCAAUUUAAAAUUAAACUUAACAUAAUAUUUUAAAUUAAGAGGAAAUAAAUAGACGGAAAGGGCAAGACCGACAACGGAUUCGUUCUAUUCUCAUGUGAGAUUUGUGACUGAGACGGACAGAACACGUAAUUACUAGUCUAUAUAUAUAAUAUAGACCAAUAAGCUUUACUAAUUUUUUGCCUUUUAUCCAUAAUUAUUUAAUUUAACCACACAUUUUGUUUCGCAAAUUUAGAGGACCUCCGUGAAAUCUUUAUUAUAAGAACACGUUAGUAGCCCAUAAAUUACUUUUAAUAUAAAUAUAACAAAUGUUUGUCCAUUUAUUUCGCAUGUGAAGUAAUUGGACUGUCUUUAAACUGUUGUAUUUCGAAAUUAUGGCCCAAGAAAAACCGUGGGCGUAUUCGUAUUAUAAAUAUAAAUAAGUGAUUAUGAAUUAUUGUAGUGCAUCGUUCGAGUCUAAGGCAGCGUACACAUCACAACUGUUCCAGUGUGUACGCGGUCUUAUAUAGAAACGCCGAGCGUUUUAUUCUAUUAGUAUAAGUUUUUAUUUCGGUGUGUGUAUAUCUUUUGUACAUUCCUAUUGCGUUCUAUUGUAUGUAUACUUUGUGUUACUUAUUAAAAAAUAUUUGCGCAGUUGAUAACAUGUUAAACUACUCAAAUAUCUUUGUCUAUAAAGAGUAGAAAAUAAAUUGGGGCGCAGUGUUCACUUAGCGCUGGUAACACUGUGUUUUUCAACCAAUCACAAUCAUCCGAUUUGAAGUUGCAUCUGUUAAAAAAUAUUUGUUAGCCGAAAAUUGUCUUGUCCUAUGGGACUACUGGGAGGAAAUCGUUUCAGCUGUCCCAUUAUGGGACAACUCAAUGGGAUUUGUGGGAUAUACGGUAAAUUGCAGUGUAGAUGGAUUAACAUAAUAAUGCCAGUAGUUUUUACGAUUUUAAAUUGGAUCACACCUAUAACUUGUCUCGAAUUCUGCAUUUUAACCAGUAACAUUUAUUAAUAGACUUCAAAUAUCCGUUGUUCGCACGAUCUUUCAAUAUCAAAUUGAAAAAGAGAGAUAAGAACAAUAUUGCAAUUAAUAUAAGUGGUAAUAGUUCCGAAAUUUUAACCUUUUUUUUUGUUUUACUUGAAUAAAAACGUCGGUGUGGUCCCUUAUAAUAAGCUAGUGCAAUUAGUUCCUUAUACUCAGAGUAUUGUAAUUGUGUUACUUUAUUUUUGUAUGUAGCGUAAGUUUAGGCCUGUCCUUAUAUAUUGCGCUUGCGCAGACGUACUUAUGUUUCAAGUGUAUAUGUUGCUUUGAUAAUGAUGUCCAUACAUUACUAGAUAAAUGGAAAUAAAUGAUUGCAAACAAUA
Messenger RNA from Plodia interpunctella (Indianmeal moth), 5918 nucleotides. It is a transcript of the gene aux, whose product is annotated as auxilin. The transcript has 20 exons. Gene Ontology annotation, molecular function: protein serine/threonine kinase activity; AP-2 adaptor complex binding; ATP binding. Lineage: Eukaryota; Metazoa; Arthropoda; Insecta; Lepidoptera; Pyralidae. The coding region runs from base 107 to 3523 and encodes 1138 amino acids. Gene Ontology annotation, biological process: regulation of clathrin-dependent endocytosis; protein phosphorylation; positive regulation of Notch signaling pathway. Gene Ontology annotation, cellular component: cytoplasm. The record is from RefSeq and is a predicted model, not a curated record.